UUUUUUUUUCUUCUUCUUGUUUUUUUUUCUCCCUGAACUUUACUGCAGCUAUCCUCUGAUCCAUCGACACAUCACCAUCGAGCAGUAGCAGGCAGCAGCAGCUAGAGCUCGCAAAGCGAACAGACGCUUUCGACGAAACCUCUCAAUAUUGCAUUCCUGCUCCCAUCCCACACCCCAUGCUCGUCUGAUCAUCGAUCUCGUCUCCCACUUCCACGGCGAUCGCGCGGUGCUAGCUGCCGGUGCAUCCCAUCGAUCGAUAUUCACCUCCCCGUGGAUGCAAGAAUGGCGGCGAACACCAUGCCGUCGUCGAUGCCGCCUCCGCCCCCGGCGAUGGUCACGGCUCCGCUGCAGCCGGACUACCAGGGCUCCGUCGCCGCCGCGGGCGCCGUGGUGGCGGGGAGUCGUCACGGCGGUUCCAUCGGGGCGUUCUUCGGCGUGCUCGCGGCGGUGCUGCUGCUCACCCUGCUGUCCUGCGUCCUCGGGCGGGUGUGCGCGCGCCACGCCGCCGGGCCCGACGAGCGGUACGACUGCGCGGCGCUGGCGCGCCGCUGGUGCUGCUGGGGGCGGCCGCCUCGCCGGCUCGUCAGGCGGCACGAGGAGAAGCCCUCACCCCCCGUGGUGGUCGAGGAGGUGCCCGCUGCAGCGUUGCCACCGCCGGAGCCAUGAACUGGAGGUCGCCGUCGCCGCCCAGGUUCUUGCGGCAAUUUCAUUCUCGUCCUGCUAUAUAUUCAGGCUCCAAACUCCCCAAAGAAUCACACAUGUACGUCAAUGUAGUAGAGAUUGCUAUGAACACAGAUGCUGUUUGAAUCCUUCUGUUCUUCAUGUUGCCAUUAGGACUUCUUGGAUUUCAGUCCUCAUUCCCCUGUACACUGAUUAAUGGUUAAAUUAAAUUCAGUUCUUGAGACCGGCAUUUUUCUGAAACUGCAACGAACCGUGUUAGUCUCAAA
Molecule: messenger RNA, 947 nt
Organism: Oryza brachyantha (malo sina)
Lineage: Eukaryota; Viridiplantae; Streptophyta; Magnoliopsida; Poales; Poaceae
Exons: 1
Coding region: 283-666 (127 amino acids)
Source: RefSeq, a predicted model, not a curated record